This is a messenger RNA of Vitrella brassicaformis, 722 nucleotides long. NCBI's taxonomy places the organism in Eukaryota, Vitrellaceae. The record is from the annotation of a GenBank genome assembly.
CAGACACUGAAACCCCGGAGUCGGAGGCCGAUGGUUUUUAACAGUCCCCCAGCGGCGCCCGGCAGCCAUGCCGGUGUGCCUCUUGGUGUUUCGGCUCAGCUGAGGAGUCAAGUGUCGCCGAGGCUCGUGGACAGCGUGUCGCGCAGCUUCUCGCUCACGUCCCUGGUCGGCAACUGGCGUGCCAGAGCCCUCGCGAGCAGCGGCAGCAAUGCCAGCCAGGCCAUGCCCUUCUCGUUUGGCAACGUGGCGCGGUGAGUGAGGGACGGAGGGAGGGAGGGACGCAGACGCGCGUGUUCGGCGGAUGUACCACCCACUCACUUGUCUGUGUUGUUUACGUGCUUUGUGUGUGUGUGCGUGUGUGUUGUGUGCAGUUGUGACCACGGUGAGUGGUGGCGUUGGGAUAUGGGCGGCCACGACCCGGCGAGUCCCUUCAUGGAGUCGACCAUCAACUACCACAACCACGCCGUGUCGUACAUGGUGUUCGUCAUGUGCACCGUCAUGUACUGCCUGCGCAGACUCUGAGGGAGUCAGCAAGGAAUGGGCUCUCGGAAUGGGCUCUCGGCACACACCACACCACAGCAUAGGACAGCAUGCCAGCCAACCGGACCUUUCAAGCAACCGAGCAAGGACGCAGUAGCCGGCUUGUCUUGACUGACUCACAAUCACUGACUGGCUGCCUUUAGUGUGUGUGUGUGUGGUGGGGGGGGGGGGGUUGUUGUGCG